Periophthalmus magnuspinnatus is the source of this 3198-nucleotide messenger RNA. RefSeq names its product xanthine dehydrogenase/oxidase-like. NCBI's taxonomy places the organism in Eukaryota, Metazoa, Chordata, Actinopteri, Gobiiformes, Gobiidae. Bases 202 to 3198 code for a protein of 998 amino acids. The record is from RefSeq and is a predicted model, not a curated record. The transcript is spliced from 25 exons. Gene Ontology annotation, molecular function: molybdopterin cofactor binding; xanthine dehydrogenase activity; iron ion binding.
AAACCAGGAUUUAACCACAACUAACUCAGGUUAAACCAGGACUAAACCAGGGACUUCAUUAGGGCUGGAUCUGAAACUGGGUCUUAAGCUUGGGUGAAAUUAGACUAACUAAACCAGGACUAACUUAGAAGUAAACCAGGACUAACUUAGAAGUAAACCAGGACUAACCUAGAACUAAACAGGACUAAGCCGGAGUCCAGAAUGAGGGACAAAAAGACCCAGGUCCAGAACGGGUCUGAGGCGGUGACCUGGUCUGGAUCUGAUGAGCUCAUCUUCUUUGUCAACGGCAAAAAGGUAGUUGAGAAGAAUCCUGACCCUGAGAUGACCCUCUUGUUCUACCUGCGCAGGAAAUUGGGUCUGACUGGGACAAAACUGGGCUGUGCUGAGGGUGGAUGCGGUGCGUGCACUGUCAUGAUAUCACGCUUCAACCUGGACUCACAGCGCCCCCUCCAUCUCGCGGUGAAUGCAUGCCUGGCUCCUCUCUGUUCUCUGCACCUCGCUGCUGUCACCACUGUUGAAGGCAUCGGCUCUACGGCCCGAAAACUGCACCCAGUCCAGGAGCGUAUCUCUCACGCUCAUGGCUCGCAGUGUGGCUUCUGUACACCAGGCCUCGUCAUGUCCAUGUACGCUCUACUCCGGAACAACCCCACACCCCACAUGGAGCAGCUGCACCAGGCCUUUCAGGGAAAUUUGUGUCGCUGCACCGGGUACAGACCCAUUCUGGAGGGCUUUAAGACCUUUACUCUGGACGGAAGCUGUGGAGCGAUACAGAAUGGCUGUCAGACUAAAGACCUGGGUCUGGAUCAGGAUAAAGUCCAGAACGGCAGCUGCUGCAAAGGGAGAGCCGACAGCUGCUGCAUGAACCGGGACCAGGGUCUAGACCAGGACUUGGACCGGGACUCAGGUCUGACCUGGGCUCUGUUUGAUCCCUCUGAGUUCAUGCCCUUUGACCCCACACAGGAGGUCAUCUUCCCCCCGGAGCUCAUCUCCUUGACCCGGUCUGGAAAGUCCUGGUCUCUGGUCUUCAGGAGUCCUCGCUGCACCUGGUUCCAGCCAGUCUCUUUGGACCAGCUCCUGGAUCUGAAGUGGACCCACCCAGAGUCCAGGAUAGUGGUUGGGAACACAGAAGUGGGCAUUGAGGUGAAGUUUAAAAACAUGGUGUAUCCGGUGCUCAUUUCUCCGACUCAAGUCCCAGAGCUGAACUCAGUACAACACACGGAGACAGGUAUCGAGUUCGGUGCAGCGGUGACCUUGGACCGUGUGGAGGCGGUGCUACAGGAUGCUGUGAUAUCACUUCCUGCAUGCCAGACGGAGGUGUUUAGAGCCGUCCUGGAGCAGCUGCGAUGGUUUGCUGGGAAACAGAUCCGAAAUGUGGCCGCUCUUGGAGGAAACAUCAUGACAGCAAGUCCCAUUUCGGAUAUAAACCCAGUCCUGAUGUCUACAGGAGCAAAACUUACACUGAGGGACAGAGAGGGCGUCAGAGUGCUGCACAUGGACCAGGACUUCUUCACGGGUUACAGGCGGACUGCAGUGCGUCCAGCAGAGGUCCUCGUGAGUGCCGCCAUCAACUAUAGCCGACAGGGGCAGAUUGUUCGUUCGUACAAAACGUCUCGCCGUCGAGAGGAUGACAUCAGCAUUGUCACUGCCACGUUCAACGUGAUCUUUGAACCUGGGUCGAGCCGGGUUCAUGACCUCCGGCUUGCCUUCGGAGGAAUGGGUCCAACAACAGUCCUCACCCCGAAAACGAGCAAUGCACUCAGAGGGAGGUUGUGGGGGGAGGAGCUCUUGCAGAUCGCCUGCUCCUCAUUGGCUGAUGAGAUGACCCUUGACCCUUCGUGUCCAGGCGGGAUGGUGUCGUACAGAAGAACUCUAGUCUUGAGUUUGUUCUAUAAGUUCUAUCUGAGCGUUCUGCAAACCCUGGGAGAACAGGGUGUGGAGGAGGUAGAGCCAGUUCCUUCAGAGUAUCUCAGCGCCACAGAAGUCUUCCACCCCCCAGUGCCCUCUAGUGUGCAGGUCUAUCAGACUGUCCCGUCAGGGCAGGACAUGGAGGAUGUGGUUGGACGUCCUCUGAUGCACGUGAGCGCGGAACAGCAGGCAACAGGAGAGGCUCAGUACUGCGACGACCUGACACCAGCUGACAACGAGCUGUACCUCAGUCUGAUCUGCAGUACGAGAGCGCAUGCAAAAAUACUGUCUAUAGACUGUUCGGAGGCCCGCGCGAUGCCAUCUGUCGUCUGUGUUCUGUUUGCUGAGGAUGUUCCUGGAUCCAACGGGACUGGACCCGUGGUCUACGAUGAGACCGUGCUGGCCCAGGGAGAGGUGACGUGUGUGGGUCAUGUGAUUGGAGCUGUCGUCGCAGAGACUCAGGGCGAUGCACAAAGAGCUGCCAAGUCCGUCAAGAUCCAGUACCAAGACCUGCCUGCUGUCAUCACUAUACAGGAUGCAAUUGAGGCCCAGUCAUUCUACGAGCCAAUCAGAACCCUCCAAAAGGGAGACCUGGAGACAGGAUUUAACCAAUCCGACCACAUUUUGGAGGGUGAGCUUCACAUGGGUGGGCAGGAGCACUUUUACCUGGAGACCAAUGUGACUGUGGCUGUGCCCAGAGACCAGGAUGAGAUUGAGAUCUUCAGCUCCACACAGUCCCCAUCAAAGACCCAGUCCCUUGUGGCCAGGGCUCUGGGGAUCUCGUCCAAUCGGGUGCAUGUCCGAGUGAAGCGGAUGGGAGGAGGCUUCGGAGGGAAAGAGUCCAGAACCACUAUACUGUCCACCGUGGUUGCCCUCGCAGCCCACAGGCUGAAGCGUCCUGUGCGGUGCAUGUUGGACAGAGAUGAGGACAUGUUGGUGACCGGAGGACGACAUCCAUUUUACUCCAAAUACAAGGUCGGGUUCUCAGAGUCUGGGCAGGUUCUGGCUCUGGACGUGACAUACUACAGCAAUGCAGGGAACUCCAUGGACCUAUCAAUGUCGGUGAUGGACCGCGCUCUGAUGCAUCUGGAGAAUUCAUACCUUGUCCCAAACGUUCGCGGUCGUGGCAUCAUGUGUCAGACACACCUCCCGUCAAACACGGCAUUCAGAGGCUUUGGCGGACCACAAGGGAUGAUGGUCUGUGAGGACUGGAUCAGCGCCAUCGCUCUCAAGCUCGGGAGGACAUCUGAGCAGGUCCUGGUCCUUUUUUCUCAGGCUUCAGAACUGAUUUAG